This is a messenger RNA of Pipistrellus kuhlii (Kuhl's pipistrelle), 1119 nucleotides long. RefSeq names its product glycosyltransferase 6 domain containing 1 (gene GLT6D1). The record is from RefSeq and is a predicted model, not a curated record. The transcript is spliced from 5 exons. Gene Ontology annotation, biological process: carbohydrate metabolic process. Gene Ontology annotation, cellular component: vesicle; Golgi apparatus; membrane. Bases 1 to 1119 code for a protein of 372 amino acids. Gene Ontology annotation, molecular function: hexosyltransferase activity. NCBI's taxonomy places the organism in Eukaryota, Metazoa, Chordata, Mammalia, Chiroptera, Vespertilionidae.
AUGGCGAUGGAGUACCAGUCGCCCCACACCUGGGAGACGCCGGGCCUGCAGGGCGGCUCCCUCCGGCCAGGCCCCACGGAUCGGCCGUCGCCCGGCAACCAGCGGAGCAUUGUGACCUCGGUGCUCCGGGUCAUCAAAGGGGCUGCUGACCUCACGCCCGGGAGGGGCGGGGGGGCCCGGUGCCCGAGCUCGGAGCGUCCUCCUGGGCGUCUCCUCCCCUCGACCACGAUGAGAAGGGGCUCCAAGAGGAAGCUUCUGCUGCUGGUCUCUCUGGCCCUCUCGCUGCUGUGGGCAGGCCGCCACCUCAGGAAGCGGCCGGACGUGGUGACCACCACGGACUGGCUGGCCCCGGUCAUCUGGGAGGGCACCUUCGACCGGCGGGCGCUUUACCGGCACUACCGGCGGCAGAACCUCACGGUGGGCCUGGUGGUCUUCGCUGUCGGCAGGGCCGCCCACCGGUACCUGGAGCCCUUCCUGCGGUCGGCGGACAAGCACUUCCUGCCGGGCUUCCGCGUGGUCACCUACGUGCUGGCGGAGAGCUGGCUCCGGCCGCCGGCGCUGCCCGCCCGGCCGCUGCGCGCGGUGCGGGUGCUGGCCGUGCGGCCGGACCGCGGGCCCCCGGGCCGCAGCCUGUGGCGGCUGCAGAGCCUGGGCGCGGCCCUCAGCGCCGUGCAGGCCGAGGCCGACUUCGUGUUCAGCAUGAGCGUGGACCGCGUGUUCCGGGCGGACGUGGGCGCCGAGGUGCUGGGCGCGGCCGUGGCCCAGCUGCACGCCUGGUGGUUCUUCCGGGACCGGCGCCACUUCCCCUACGAGCGGCGGCCGCGCUCCGCGGCCUGCAUCCCCGCCGGCCAGGGCGACUUCUUCUACGACGGCGCGGUGCUGGGCGGCGCGCCCGCCCGCCUGCUGGCCCUGCUGCGGGCCUGCCUGGCCGGCGCGUGGCAGGACGCCCUGCACGGCCUCCACUCCACCUUCGAGAGCCACCUGAACAAGUACUUCUUCCUGCACAAGCCCAGCACCCUGCUGUCGCCCGAGUACAACUGGGAUGCCAGCUUCCACCCACCGCUGCAGGUGCGGCUGGUGCGGGUGCUGCAGCUGGGCCGGCGCGACCCUGACCCCUGA